CGUAACGCUCUCCUAACAGUGCGCAGCGGGGUGGGGGGAUGUGGGGAAGAUGGCGGCGCUGCGGAUAACGGGGGGUCGGGCUGUUGCUGCGCUGCUGAGACCCGGGCUCAUGGGGCUGGCGGAUCCCGCCGCGGGGUAUCACAAGAAGGUAGUGGAUCACUAUGAGAAUCCUAGAAAUGUGGGCUCCCUUGAUAAGAGUGCAAAGAACGUUGGCACUGGAUUAGUGGGUGCUCCUGCCUGUGGCGAUGUUAUGAAACUACAGGUUGAAGUGGAUAAAAAUGGAAAAAUUAUUGAUGCAAGAUUCAAAACAUUUGGCUGUGGAUCGGCAAUUGCCUCAAGCUCAUUGGCCACAGAAUGGAUUAAAGGAAAAACGGUUGACGAAGCCUUGAAGAUCAGAAAUACUGAUAUUGCUAAAGAGCUGUGCCUUCCUCCAGUUAAACUACACUGUUCUAUGCUAGCUGAAGAUGCAAUCAGGGCUGCUCUGGCAGACUACAAGUUGAAACAGGAUCCUAAGAAAGAAGAGCCAGAGAAGAAAGCAGCCAAAGCCUAAACCUGCGUGAGACUAAAGCUUGCUUUCUCAUUCCACUGAAAUGUGCAGUGCAAUUACUUUAGAUGUUAGCGAGGAGAACCGGUGCAGUACUAAAUGAAGCUGUAAGAGACGCACAAUGUUUCACUGGUCCACAUGUAUUAAACCACCCUUGUGGUGCUCAAAUGACUGGAAUUUUUUUUGAGCUUAUUUCAGCACACGCUACUGUCCUGUCUUGACUUCCUAUUAAGUGUACGGGUGAAGGAGACAGAGCUCUGAGUGUGACAGUUGAGUUUUCAGCAAUGAAAAUCCUGGGGUUUCAAAUGUUGCAAGGGCUAAAAUUCAUAGACUAAAUGUAUAGUUUUGCCUAAAGUUUUGUAUAGAGAAGGGUUAUAUUGGAAAGCGUUUUGCCUUGAUCUGAAUGUUUAGGCAGGAAAUUGCAGAUCAGUUUUAUUGCAUAUGCUGUAUAUAAUAUAUUAAACAAUCUAUGGCAAUU
This is a messenger RNA of Trachemys scripta elegans, 1022 nucleotides long. It is a transcript of the gene ISCU, whose product is annotated as iron-sulfur cluster assembly enzyme. Gene Ontology annotation, cellular component: cytoplasm; mitochondrial matrix. Lineage: Eukaryota; Metazoa; Chordata; Testudines; Emydidae. Gene Ontology annotation, biological process: iron-sulfur cluster assembly; intracellular iron ion homeostasis. Bases 50 to 550 code for a protein of 166 amino acids. Gene Ontology annotation, molecular function: 2 iron, 2 sulfur cluster binding; ferrous iron binding. The transcript is spliced from 5 exons. The record is from RefSeq and is a predicted model, not a curated record.